Cylindrotheca closterium is the source of this 237-nucleotide messenger RNA. Lineage: Eukaryota; Bacillariophyta; Bacillariophyceae; Bacillariales; Bacillariaceae. The record is from the annotation of a GenBank genome assembly.
AUGUCCUCUCCUUCGUCUACUUACCAAGAAGAACAACCUUUGGAACAAGAACAAGAACAACAGCAUCCUUGGGCCCAAGAAGACGAUCUUCUCGCUCGUCAAUGUGAAGACUACGAUCCUUGGAAUCAAUUCUGGGGUGUCUCGGAAAAGAAGACUCGCAAGUUCAGUGACAUGGGACUGUUUGUGGUCAUGUUCCUUUGCAUGUCCUCUGCCAUGUUGAGAAUCAAGUCGAGAUAG